AUGGACUGCACAUUCAGUUCACUCCCCUGUUUAGCUACCCUACUCACAUUAGCCAUUUUUGUCAAGCUCUUUAUCAAAAAGUCCUCAAAAUCCCAUCCACCUGGCCCGCCGGGCUGGCCGUUAUUGGGCAACAUCUUUGAUCUUGGCGAGGUUCCACACCAGACAUUCCACAAGCUACAGGCCCGUUACGGCCCGAUCAUUCACCUCAGGCUCGGCUCCGUCAACACCGUCGUGGUACAAUCAUCCGAAGCAGCCGCCGAGCUCUUCAAGAAACGCGAUCUCCAAUUUGCUGACCGGAAAGCUCCCGACUCGCUAACGGCCUUAGGGUACAACCGUGGAUCCGUCGCCAUCGGGGCCUACGGUGACUACUGGCGAAAAGUGAGCCGUAUUUGCACAGUGCAAUUUCUCGUCCAGAAGAAGGUAAACAAGUCGGCUACCAUUAGGCAAAAAGGCGUGGAUGAAAUGAUCGAGUGGAUCAAGCGUGACGUAGCGAAAUGUAAGGAGAAUGGAUCGUCGGGAGAGGUUCGACUGGAUCGGUUCCUUUUCGUGUCGGCUUUUAAUACGGUCGGGAAUAUUGUGCUGUCGGGGGACGUUAUGGGGAAGAAGCUCGACGGGGAGAGUGAUUUUUUCGACAACUUCUUGAUGUUUUUGGAGUGGUUAGGAAAGCCUAACGUGGCCGAUUUUUUCCCCUUUUUGAAAUGGAUCGAUCCGCAAGGGAUUAGGAGGAACACGGCCAAGUAUUUGGGAAGGUUGAUAGUGUUUGCUUCCGGGAUUGUGGAGGAUAGGAUUCGGGAGAGGGAAUCGGGAAUCGGAAAGAAAAGGGAAGAUUUGUUAGACGCAUUGCUUGAUGAAGGUGAAGUCGACGAGGAUGGGCUCGAUAAGCUUUCAGCUAAGAACAUUGCAAUUGCAAUCAUGGAAAUGUUUUUCGCAGGAACAGAAACGACGAGCACCACCAUCGAGUGGGGAAUGGCGGAGUUACUCCGCCACCCGAACACGAUGAAAAAAGAUCCAAGACGAGAUUGGCCGGGUCAUGGGGCGUACCCGCAGAGUCCAAGAGGAUGACUUGACCCGAAUGCCCUAUUUGCAGGCAACAGUAAAGGAAAUAUUACGGUUACACCCUGCUCUACAAAUGCUGAUUCCGCGGAACUCGAUGGAGGAC
Messenger RNA from Striga asiatica, 1159 nucleotides. The record is from the annotation of a GenBank genome assembly. Lineage: Eukaryota; Viridiplantae; Streptophyta; Magnoliopsida; Lamiales; Orobanchaceae.